Messenger RNA from Amoebophrya sp. A120, 5009 nucleotides. The record is from the annotation of a GenBank genome assembly. Lineage: Eukaryota; Dinophyceae; Syndiniales; Amoebophryaceae.
CGAAGGUCGUGGAUAUCUAUGAGGUUCUUUUUGCCCUGAUCAGAUUCAGUCUUCGUGCCAACGCAAGCGAAAAGCGCGGAGCACUUCGUGUUGAUAUUUUUCGAGGUUUCAUCAUUUCAUUCUUAAUCUUCGGAGUUAGCAACGCACGAACUCGAGAACAAGCAAAAAUGCGCAAACUCUCAAAGCGGUGCAUCUUCUUGUCGGCGGCCAUAAGUGCCGGCGGCAUGAGCAUGAUGCUGCACCAAGCCAGUGCGAGCACGGCGGCCGCGUUUGCAGCACCGGCUGCGGUGGCCAUUUCCGAAAGUGGUCGUGGCUCCAGUGGUCAAGAUCCUCGCGCCGGCCAGGGAACUACUGCGGAAGCAGGAGCGCAUAAUAAUUCCCUGGUAGUUCCAGACACCGAAUUCCAACUGGUUUCGUCACAAGAUCUGAAAGACUUAUCUUCCGACAAGAAGGCACCGGGUGGGUUUCAGUUGAUUUCCCCUCGAAAAACCAGAACGGUCAAGCUUCCCGGCAAGGAAGGACAGCAGCAGCAACCUCUACACGGAGGUGGGAAGAGUAAUAAGCACAAAGGUUCUCGUGGUGAGAAAAUCAAUCUCGGCCCAUCAGACCCAACCGAGGUACACCCGCAAGCGGAAGCGCUCUUGCGGAUCUUAAACCAGAGUAGCAAAGUUGAAGAGGAACAACACCAAAGGCAGCGGUUUCUCGAGGAUCAGAUUUUGCCGAAACUGCAGCAACGACUGCGGCCGAUUCUGGAGCAAGAUUCAUCGCCUUCUUCCACGCCGAAGAAAGUUGGAAGUUUGGAUAGCCUAGACGAUGAGAGUGAUGGAACAAAAAUCGAGGAGAUGAUAAUGUUGAAGUGGCAGAAAAACAAAAACGUCGGCAAGAAGAUACUUGACAUCACGAAGAGCCCUCCUACAACUACAUCAACUUCCCACUACUACACCGCCGAGUUGAAAAAGCUCGGUGGCUUUGCACUGGGCCUCGCCUCGGACCGCGCGUUCGAUUUGCAGAUCUCGCUCCAUUUCGAUUUCGCGCCAGACACGCCGGAAAUGUCGCGACAAGUGUCGAACAAGAAAUCGUUCCUGUUCCCGAACGGCGCGCCGCGGAUCAAGCUGUUACUGGCUCUCGAGAACAACUCUCCAGGCUAUCGGAUGAGUGCUGAGGAUAAAGAAGAGCUCGCGCACUGGCGCACGCACGUCUUGAGUCACGCUGCCCGAACGCUGUUCGGCUCAGCAGGUUUUGAAGAUACGGAGGUUGCGCGGCAGAAGAAGACGAACCAACAUUUACCACUAUUUGGGGCAUGCCCCUCGGAGAACAUCGGUAGCUCGGCGUACGGGGUGCUGGAGCAGCUGCACCAGGAAGGGAUUUUGCCCUCCAACAUGACUAUGCAUUGCAAAUAUGUCUGGGUCUGGAAGGUUGGAACUUGUGAUGCUAACUUUGGACUCUAAAAAAAUCUGUAUUGCAUGACCAGCAAGAGCAGGCGCCCGGUUUGUGUUACGCGGGGAGGGUAUUUGUCAUGCGGGAUAGGCAUCAGGAAGGCCUCUAAAAAUAUGUGAUGCUAGAUCGUGCAUUACAGACAUCCUGAGUCAUGCAAAAUGGGCACGACAAACUAACCUGGCAACCUUCCAGACCCAGACACUUUUGCCCUCCAACAUGACCACCGAUUUGCUACCCGCAGUUAGCGCAGCAAGCUGCAUUGGCAGUAGUUUUUCGCGUUCUUCGCCUGGCAAGAAAAGCUGCGCGUCAGACACAGCAGGUGAAGAUGACCAGGAACUACAGAGCAAGGCCUUUCUGUACAUUCGUUACGGCGAUUCCGUUCGCAUUCGUCUGACCGUGGCAGAUUACCGACGGGCUGCUGAGACGGAUUUCUUGAAGAAUACAUUGGCUAAGUUUAGCUUGAAAGGGGAAGCGGUGCUGUUUCGGAUCGUGCGACAGGUACACCUAACAUAGAAACAAACCAUGCAGAAGAUAAAGAUUCUUCCUUUGCAAAGUCGUGAUAUCAAGUAUUCGUUCAUUCUUGCUAGUAAAGGGUCGAGUUGGAUGAAAGAGGGAUUGUGUUCUAGUACUUCGCAAUCAUCGCAAUUAAAUCCCAAUUCCCAGUUGAAAUUCUGGGCCGAAGCCAGCGGCAAAGAUUGGCUGCGCGCGGCGGACCACCUGGCGCUCGGACUGGCUCUUGCGUAUUUGAAAGACGAAAGAACGGAUUUUGGCUCCGCAACCCUGCAGGGAUUUUUCGAAUUCUACACGACGAUUCUUUCUUCGCACAGCGGCCGCCGCUGCUGGCCCCGACGUGGAGUCGUUGCUGUUCCGGCGUCCUCCUCUGGGGCAAGUCGAGAAGAUCCUACGGUGGGAAGUACAACAGGAGAGAAGAAUUUUUCCAGCCAGAUAACACCACCAGCAGCACGUCAGGAUUCCAGUGAAGAUUGGAUUAUGCUGGACGGUAAGGAGGACGUUGAGGGUCAUGCCGCUGCCGAGUCCGCUGGUCAUGUCCGCCUGGUAGCAGCUCCUGCGGAUCACGGCGUAUCCAGCUCUUUUGGUGGAAAAAGUUCCGCCUACUGUCCGUCUCCGUCCGUUAGUUCAUCCCCCUACGUGUUCAACAACAAGAACCCCCACGAAAUUACCCUGCCCAGGCACCAGCCGAGGACGCCAACGCAGCAACUUGUCAAGCCGUUUCUGGUGAUGGCGAAAAGCAUGCACGACAUCGUGCCACCGACCCUUGUUGCCUCGGUGUUUAGUACUAUGACCACUCCUGCGGCAGCUGCCACUGCUUGUUCAACAACAUCUUCUGCCGGUCUAGUAUCCUACGAAGGAAGUUGUACACGACAUCAAGAACAUCCGCAACAGACGAGUGUGACCACGAAUGUCCUUGAAGACAUUGUGGCAGCAGACUCGGCCUGCACGCCUGUGCCGGACAUGUGUCGUGGAAAUAAGAAAGACGAUGAAGAAGAAGAGCUCAUCCUGUACUGCAAAACACAGGACAGCGAGUUUUACGUGAAGCCGAGUACCGCGAAGCAGAAAAAGUCGUCGAAGGGAAACAAAAAGAUAGCACCAAACAAGCAGUCUUGCACCUCCUCGCCCGAGUUAAGUCCCGCCAGUUCUACUUCCUAUUUCCCGCCAAGCAAGACAACUUUGGCGCCGACUGGCGGUAUUAGCGGACAGAAAAAGAACAAAUUCCUCGGACGAGAGGAAGAAGAGACCACUAGCGGCUCUUGCUGCAAGCACCGAAAUGGCAGCCAACACCAGCCUACGCGGGCCAGCUCCCCGCCCGCGAGCGCGGCGCUGCUUUGCAACAACAUCUGCCGUGGGGUCUUGCCUUGGGCGACGAGUGGUUCUGCGGGUCGCGACGGUCGUGGUGCCACGGAUCAUGCGGGCGGGAGACGCACGAAGGUCGAGACAUCAAAAUCCGCUAUGAUAGGCAGUCCCAUCCUGGCAGGGAGUGUGAAGACAAGGGAAGAAGGACAAGCAAGCAACCAGGAGGUGAAAAAAGGUGACUCAGUCCUCUCAGGUCGUGCAGCGGUUCCCUUGCAGGAGACAAUGCGAUGGGAGCACGUUGGAGAACACCGGCCGCAGCAACCGCAGCGGCAGCAAUGUGAGGAUGACGAGUGCGAUGGUUGGGAACAACUUGAAGUAGACGCAGACAUGAUGCAGUCAUCUUCUACCCCCGCAAAGCAAGACCAAGACGAUGAAAAUGAAGCAGCACCAGCGCCAGCAGUCCCUGAUGAAGACAAAAACAGGAAGUCAACAUCUGCUGCGAUGAAACUGCUUGAGCGCCUAUUGUAAGGAAAAAUCCCCCCUCCCCAUACCUCCAAAGCGGGAUACGUAUGAAAAUUUGUGAUGCUGAUUCGAGGCCACAAAUCGUCUCUGUAUUGCCAGAAGGCAAAUCCCAAGACCUGGCCGCGUUCUGCAGGCAAUUGGUGAUGCUGUAGGACCUACGGAAAGAGGAUGUGCCUGCCUUGCUAGGCGCCUACACCAAAACGCCCCUACUCCGGCUUUGCAUCUGUUUGCAGUCCUCUACUGCAAGACGAAUCCGAUUUGGGUACACAAGUCUCGCAUCAGAGAUUUCCAUUUCGAUGUGGGGAGGGGGGAUUUUUCCUUUUGAUAGUCCCUGCAACCCGCGAUGCAGAUCCAACUCCUCGAUGACUUCGAGUACGCCGCCCGCUUGCUGUAUGGGAGUGUCAGAAUUGAAAUCGUCAAAGUUGAAACGAUUUGUCAUGCAUAAAAUGCAGCCCACAAAGUGCUUGUCUUGCAGAGUAGGCAAGUGAGGCAGAUUGUAAGCCUGUUGAGGGGUAGCAUCUGAGCUGCUAAAAUAGCAUGACAGAAGGCGUCUUCCUUACCCAAACAGCAUGACAAACUGGAUUUCGGCUCUACCCAAAUUUGUCAUGCGCCACUUAGAAACUGGGUUGCAACUGGUAUCCAUUUUAUGCAUGACAAACCAUUAUUUCAACUUUGACGAUUGCGAUCCUGACGCUUCCAUAUGCUGCGAAAUCUGACCGCGUCGGAGAAGAAAUAGAAUUACGGCGGUGUGCGAAGGAACAGCAACAUCUGGGUGGAUGAUCGACUUGUAGUUGUUAUUUCGAUUCUCUAUACAAGUUGUUGCUUGGGUUACCGUUACGGUUGCCACCUGCAGCUCAACAUCUACCAGGAGAAAAGCUGGAGAAAAGUUAUAUUAAACCGUGUAAACAAAUCCCGCCCAGCACAUUGACAUGCUGAUGCGAAAUCCACUGGGACGAGUGGUCUGAAGAUGUCGUGUAUGAAAGCACUUUUUAUUACUUCUGAAUCGCGCAGACAAAUGAGAAUGACGAACUGACUGUUGUCAAACGACAGCCGCGUCAUAAUCUUGAUCUUCACACAUAAAGAGUGUCUGGUCUCUUACUCUAAGAAGGAACAUAAUCGAGACCACAGAACCUGCAGUUUCUUUCAGCUCUUCGGAUUAUCUACGCCUCAUAGCAACGCUAGCGCACUUUAGCAGCUUUAUCAAAUUUUUGGCACGUAUAGGAUGUUGCCCGGUUCAU